Molecule: messenger RNA, 1011 nt
Organism: Sporothrix brasiliensis 5110
Lineage: Eukaryota; Fungi; Ascomycota; Sordariomycetes; Ophiostomatales; Ophiostomataceae
Product: phosphoadenosine phosphosulfate reductase
Exons: 1
Coding region: 1-1011 (336 amino acids)
Cellular component (GO): cytoplasm
Molecular function (GO): phosphoadenylyl-sulfate reductase (thioredoxin) activity
Source: RefSeq, a predicted model, not a curated record
AUGGCCAUGGAGGCUCCCAUCGUAUCAACUGAAGCAUCAACGGGCGUGUCGAUGGACAAUUCACCGCGGCUCGAGCCCACUAAGGUGUCCAAGCAGGCUGACGAUGCCAUGUCUCUGGAGUCCGGCUAUGGCUCCGCACCGCCGUCCGCAUCCGCAUCGACGGCACGGCUCCCGCGUGUGUCCUUGACACCCGAGCACCUGAGACACCUGAACAAACAGCUGGAGAACAUGGAGCCCAUGGACAUUCUGCGCUUUGCCAAGAUCUUCUUCCCCAACCUCUAUCAGACAACCGCCUUCGGCCUCACGGGUCUCGUAACGAUCGACCUUCUGGCGAAGCUGGAGCAGGAGGGCGUGCCCAAGGAUGCCGAGCCCGUCAACAAGCACAGCGUGGAUCUCAUCUUCCUCGACACGCUGUACCACUUUAACGAGACAUACGACCUCAUCGAGCGUGUGCAGGCACGAUACCCUGGCGUCAAGAUUCACAGCUUCAAGCCUGAUGGCUUCGAGACGCCCGCCGAGUUCGAAGCUACGUACGGCCGCCUGUAUGAGGUCUCCGAAGAGAUGUACGACUACCUCGCAAAGGUGGAGCCGCAGGAGCGCGCCUACGACAACCUUGAGGUGGUUGCCGUGCUAACGGGCCGCCGUCGGUCACAAGGUGGCCAGCGCGGUGACCUGAACAUUAUCGAGAUAGACGACGAGCGGGGCAUCUACAAGAUAAACCCGCUCGCCAACUGGUCGUUUGGCCAGGUCCAGGCGUACGUGCGCGAGCACAACGUUCCGUACAAUGUUCUACUCGAUCGCGGAUACAAGUCUAUCGGCGACUGGCACUCGACCAGCCCGGUCGGCGAGGGCGAGGACGAGCGUGCUGGUCGGUGGAAGGGUCGCAGCAAGACUGAGUGCGGCAUCCACAACAAGCAGUCUCAGUAUGCACAAUUCCUCGCGGGGAAAGCUGCAACUGAAUCGGCUGCCAACGUCGGCGCCCUAGCGAAGAAGCUCACUGCGAUCGCAUAA